Messenger RNA from Gymnogyps californianus (California condor), 2880 nucleotides. It is a transcript of the gene NLGN4X, whose product is annotated as neuroligin 4 X-linked. Gene Ontology annotation, cellular component: synapse; cell surface; postsynaptic specialization membrane. Gene Ontology annotation, molecular function: neurexin family protein binding; signaling receptor activity. The transcript has 6 exons. Bases 1 to 2511 code for a protein of 836 amino acids. Lineage: Eukaryota; Metazoa; Chordata; Aves; Accipitriformes; Cathartidae. Gene Ontology annotation, biological process: synaptic vesicle endocytosis; chemical synaptic transmission; postsynaptic membrane assembly. The record is from RefSeq and is a predicted model, not a curated record.
AUGUCGAAACCAAUGGGACUCCUAUGGCUGCCUUUGAUCUUCACCCCAGUGUGUGUCAUGUUGAAUUCUAACUUCCUCCUGUGGAUAACUGCACUGGCUAUAAGAUUUACUCUCAUCGAUGGCCAAGCACAAUACCCAGUCGUUACCACGAAUUAUGGCAAAAUACGUGGUUUAAGAACACCUUUGCCUAAUGAGAUCCUUGGUCCAGUGGAGCAGUACCUGGGUGUUCCUUAUGCCUCUCCUCCAACUGGAGAAAGGCGGUUUCAGCCGCCGGAGCCACCGUCAUCUUGGACGGGUGUCCGCAACGCCACACAGUUUGCUGCCGUCUGCCCGCAGUACCUGGAUGAGAGGUCACUGCUCAACGACAUGCUGCCAGUCUGGUUUACAGCCAAUCUGGAUACUGUGGUGACAUACGUUCAAGAUCAAAAUGAAGACUGUCUGUAUUUGAAUAUCUAUGUGCCCACAGAGGAUGGAGCCAACACAAAGAAAAGCGCAGAUGAUAUAACCAGUAAUGAUCGUGGUGAAGAUGAAGACAUUCAUGAUCAGAACAGCAAGAAACCCGUUAUGGUCUACAUCCAUGGUGGAUCUUACAUGGAGGGUACUGGCAAUAUGAUUGAUGGCAGCAUUCUCGCAAGUUAUGGAAAUGUCAUUGUUGUCACUCUCAAUUACAGGCUGGGGGUUUUAGGUUUUUUAAGUACUGGGGACCAAGCUGCAAAAGGCAAUUAUGGAUUGCUUGACCAAAUCCAAGCUUUACGUUGGAUUGAAGAAAAUAUUGGAUCUUUCGGAGGAGACCCAAAAAGAGUUACUAUUUUUGGAUCUGGGGCAGGAGCUUCCUGUGUCAGUCUCCUGACGCUCUCUCACUAUUCAGAAGGUUUGUUCCAAAAGGCAAUCAUACAGAGUGGAACAGCCCUGUCCAGCUGGGCAGUGAACUAUCAGCCUGCCAAGUACACUCGGAUAUUGGCAGAUAAAGUGGGCUGUGACAUGCUGGAUACCACUGAUUUGGUUGAAUGUCUUCGGAAUAAGAAUUACAAAGAACUCAUUCAGCAGACCAUCACUCCAGCCACGUACCACAUUGCCUUUGGGCCUGUGAUAGAUGGAGACGUGAUUCCAGAUGACCCUCAGAUUCUCAUGGAGCAAGGGGAAUUCCUUAACUAUGAUAUAAUGCUGGGCGUGAAUCAAGGGGAAGGUUUAAAAUUUGUGGAUGGCAUUGUAGACAAUGAAGAUGGUGUUUCCCCCAAUGAUUUUGACUUUUCCGUCUCAAAUUUUGUGGACAAUCUAUAUGGUUAUCCAGAAGGGAAAGAUACACUGCGAGAGACCAUUAAAUUCAUGUACACUGACUGGGCAGACAAAGAAAACCCCGAAACAAGACGGAAGACCUUGGUCGCUCUUUUUACAGACCACCAGUGGGUUGCUCCGGCUGUUGCUACUGCUGACCUGCAUGCCCAGUAUGGAUCUCCAACAUAUUUUUAUGCAUUUUAUCACCAUUGCCAAAGUGAAAUGAAACCCAGCUGGGCUGAUUCAGCUCAUGGUGAUGAAGUCCCUUACGUGUUUGGGAUUCCUAUGAUUGGCCCCACAGAACUGUUCAACUGUAAUUUUUCCAAGAAUGAUGUCAUGCUCAGUGCAGUAGUUAUGACGUACUGGACUAACUUCGCCAAAACUGGAGAUCCAAACCAGCCUGUUCCACAGGACACAAAGUUCAUCCACACAAAACCCAACCGCUUUGAAGAAGUGGCCUGGUCCAAAUACAAUCCUAAAGACCAGCUGUAUCUGCAUAUUGGCCUGAAACCCCGAGUUCGUGAUCACUACCGAGCAACAAAAGUUGCUUUCUGGUUGGAGCUCGUACCGCACCUUCACAACCUGAAUGAAAUAUUUCAGUACGUUUCCACAACAACUAAAGUCCCCCCUCCUGACAUGACAUCAUUUCCUUAUGUGACACGACGUUCUCCUGGUAAAUUGUGGCCAGCCACCAAACGCCCAGCAAUGACACCUGCCAACAAUCCCAAACAUUCAAAAGACACCCAUAAAACAGCUCCGGAGGAUACGACAGUUCUGAUAGAAAACAAGCGAGAUUACUCCACAGAGCUGAGCGUCACCAUUGCUGUGGGGGCGUCCUUGCUGUUCCUCAAUAUUUUAGCUUUUGCUGCGUUAUAUUACAAGAAGGACAAGCGGCGUCACGAGACUCACAGGCGCCCUAGCCCCCAGAGGAACACAACCAACGAUAUUGCACACAUACAAAAUGAAGAGAUUAUGUCGUUGCAGAUGAAACAGCUAGAACAUGACCACGAGUGUGAAUCGCUGCAGGCCCAUGACACACUGAGACUAACCUGUCCACCUGACUACACGCUUACUUUGAGAAGGUCCCCAGACGACAUCCCGCUAAUGACACCCAACACCAUAACCAUGAUUCCAAAUACAUUAACAGGAAUGCAGCCUUUGCAUACUUUCAACACCUUCAGUGGAGGACAAAACAGUACGAAUUUGCCCCAUGGACAUUCGACCACUAGGGUAUAGCUCAGCCCUUCCCCCUCUACCCUCACAAGCCACUUGGAAGAAAGAAAAAACAAAAAAAAACAAAAAAAAAAGAAGAGGAAAAAGUUAUAAUACCAUCCAUUGAACACCUUGUCAAAAUCUAAAGUAAAAACAAGUAAAAGAGAAGGACAGUCAUUAUUUUCUUAAUGAUCCUUCCCACAGAAACUCUCUGAUGUUAAAGAUCAACUACAAACCCUGUGAAAUGUGAAAAGUGUACAUUGCUGUUACGAUACUGCUUUAAGAUCUCAGCCACUUUGAUUGAAAGUUGAGGCCAGAAGAAGUCACUUAAAAUGGUGUUUUGAGUGUAACAAGCAAAGCAGAGUCUUCUGGAACACAGAGCCAGUGACUGUA